AUGCAAGUUACCAAGUAUUUCCUCGCCACCGCAAUUGCGCUCUCAUCUAGCGUCCUGGCUGCCAUUGACACCGUUGAUAUUUCCUAUACGUCUAACGGUGUCCUCCACAACCAAACAAUAACAUCAGGUGUAAUUACUCUGCUGGACUAUCCAGGCCUUAUCACGACGUUCCAGGCCAAUAGCCCAUGCAAUAUCUUCCACGUAGACCCAUUGCAAGGCGGUACGCAGGUUGACGAGGGUGCUCAUACUUAUGAUCCCGGCUUCAAUGCUACGAGUCUAAUAUGCAUCAAUUCCGACCAGCUGUGA
Molecule: messenger RNA, 306 nt
Organism: Aspergillus vadensis CBS 113365
Lineage: Eukaryota; Fungi; Ascomycota; Eurotiomycetes; Eurotiales; Aspergillaceae
Exons: 4
Coding region: 1-306 (101 amino acids)
Source: RefSeq, a predicted model, not a curated record